Molecule: messenger RNA, 1520 nt
Organism: Mizuhopecten yessoensis (Yesso scallop)
Lineage: Eukaryota; Metazoa; Mollusca; Bivalvia; Pectinida; Pectinidae
Product: monocarboxylate transporter 12-like
Exons: 5
Coding region: 645-1520 (291 amino acids)
Biological process (GO): transmembrane transport
Molecular function (GO): transmembrane transporter activity
Source: RefSeq, a predicted model, not a curated record
UUGAGAAUAACGACGGAGUGCCGUUAUAAAUAAAAGAGAUAAAAGGUGUAAGCGCGUAUUUUUUUAUUUUGUUUUUUUCUUUUCGUUUUUUUUUUUGUCAUUUGUUUUUAACGAUGAUCAUAGUAUUUAUUUUCAGGUUCUUAAAUAUCUCGAUGAUUCUAAACUUGUAAACACGAACUGUUUUCAAUCGAGACAAUAUUAAAUGGUAUCAUAAUUAGAUAACUUGUAGCUAAAAGACAUUUACUAUACAGGUUAAUUAUGAUAAUAAAUGUAGUAGACAAAUAACGAAGUUAUUUAUCAAUACACAGACUAUAGCAGGUAGGCAAAAGUACAGUCGUUACAAAUAGUAAGGACAUUCUCACUGAACCAUCAAAUAAGUUUGGCAAAUUAGAACUCGUCGAAUAUCAUAUUAUAAAAAAUCAGUAUUCUUUUAUCAACAAACAACUUUGCGGAUAAGAAUGGAUAAUUAAAAUUGAGAAACGUCUUUGGUUUCGCUCUGAUGAUGCCUUUAUUCACAUUUUUAAACUUUUUUGUCUGUUUCAAACGUUUAAAGCUUGUAUUCCAGUUCUGACCAAGAGGCACAGUCUAUCAAGAAGAACCCGUCACCCAGAAGAUGGUUUGUGUUGACAUCAGGAUAUUUUGUCAUGUUUCUCAGCACUGGGUUCCCCUUCAAUAUAUUCAUCCUCAACCCCGAGUUCCUUCGUACUUUUGAGAGCAAUAAAGCAGAAACGGCUCUUAUACAAUCGAUCACAACCGGGAUGCUUCAUAUAGCAGGAACUUUCUGUUGGAAGGCUGUGGCUAGAUACGGACCUCGAAUGACUGGGAUAGCUGGUAGUCUUUUGGUGACACUUGGUCUGGUCUUCUCUUUCUUUGCCGAAAGUAUCCCUCAUCUCAUCAUGACGCUCGGCCUAGUUUCAGGAAUUGGUUUCUCUGCGACUGUUAUCUCCGCAGUAACAAGCGUCGGAGAAUACUUUGAGGGGAAAUCUAAACUUUUGGCGCUAUCGUUUCUCACCUUUGGAUCAGGAUGCGGAAGCACGUUAUGUGGAGUCAUACCAGGCUUGUGUAAAAAGUACAUUCCUCACACCAGCGUUCUUAUUAUCCCUGCAUGUUUCACAAUAAUCGGAUCGGUGGCGACUGCGUUGCUUCCUCAUGCAGAGACAUAUGUACAGUAUGUUGUCCUCCUGGUCUGUUUGGGGAUGACGUUAGGUGUUAGCGUCACCACGGUCUCCGUGACAACAGUGAAGAUCGUGAGACUCCAGGACUACUCGGCAGGGUUGGGAGUAUUAAUGACGAUGUUAGGCAUCAGUGGAAGCAUUUCAGGACCAAGUGCAGGAUUUUUUGUUGAUCUGACGGGAUCCUACACGAAGCCAUUUUACGGUAUGUCCGCUGGUCUCGGCUUGGCGGCCGGCCUGUUCGUGUUAGCUGCGGUACUAAAACGGAAGUCAAAUAACAACCAUUCUGACCACGUCUCGGAUAUCACUGUGGUCGUGGGAGCCGACAAUCCUGCGUUUUCCAUAUAA